Ruditapes philippinarum (Manila clam) is the source of this 1432-nucleotide messenger RNA. Its product is annotated as 1-deoxyxylulose-5-phosphate synthase YajO-like. The record is from RefSeq and is a predicted model, not a curated record. The coding region runs from base 192 to 1292 and encodes 366 amino acids. Gene Ontology annotation, molecular function: oxidoreductase activity. Lineage: Eukaryota; Metazoa; Mollusca; Bivalvia; Venerida; Veneridae. The transcript is spliced from 8 exons.
ACUACAUGGUUAUUGAGCAAAAGUUUAUUCAACUUUAUCUGACAUUUUGUGACCUUAAAUUCUUUUGUUUCUACAGUGAAAUCGUAAACAUUACUUACCAUUACAAGACGUUUAAAAUAUAAAAGAAUAGAGGUUGUAUCAUAAAAGUUUAAUAAUAAGGUAGGCAAAAGUUUCUAAAGUCAACGUACACAAUGGCGAAGGAAAUAGCUGUUGAAUAUAAUUACCUCGGUAAGACAGGAGUUCGAGUUUCAAAUCUAUGCCUUGGUACCAUGACGUUCGGAGACGGCGUAAUGCCAGUUCCAACCCAGCUCAAUGAAGAAAUGUCACACAAGUUGAUGGACAGAUAUUCUGAACUAGGAGGUAAUUUUCUGGACACCGCUGAUAUGUAUGGUAUCGGUGCGUCGGAGCGGGUGGUUGGCAGUUGGCUUAAAAAAAGCAAUCGUAGUAAAUUUAUCCUAGCAACAAAAGUGAGAUAUCAGACUGAUUUUAAAAACGUAAACAAAGUUGGUUUAAGCAGACGACAUAUUGUUGAAAGUUGCGAAGGAAGCCUGGAACGACUGCAAACAGACUACAUAGAUCUCUACCAGUCGCAUGCUUGGGAUAAUGGCACUCCGAUCGAAGAGACGCUGAGGACAUUUGACGAUCUCGUGAGAUGCGGGAAAAUACGAUAUUUUGGUGUCUGUAACGUCUGCGGAUGGCAGCUUCAAAAAAUUGCCGAUAAAAUUGAGAUGAUGGGCCUUAAUUCCUGUGCUACACUUCAGCAACAAUAUAACCUACUUGCGCGGCAAUCCGAGUUCGAAGAAUUUAUGGUGUGUGCAAACGAAGGCAUUGGAGUCUUACCCUGGAGUCCAUUAAAAGGUGGACUUUUAACCGGGAAAUUCGAGAGAAACAAAACACCAGACGCAAAAGGAAGUAGAAUUGGAUUUGUUCACCAAGACGAGUCUAAAGCCAUGCAAGCUGCGCCAGCUUGGAGUCAAUAUAACGAUGAUGAUAAUUACUGGAAGCUAAUGGACGCCAUGAAAGAAAUUGCUAAAAUUCAUGGUAAAACGGUCCCUCAAGUAUCACUCCGCUGGCUUCUACAGAAAGAUGUAGUCUGUUCAGUUAUUAUUGGAGCCACGUCUUUAAAACAACUUGAAGAUAACAUGGGGGCAAGUACAGGAUGGGAACUGACAGACGAGGAGAUGUCACGGCUUGAUAAGGCCAGUCCUAGGGUAAAUAUGUAUCCCUACGAUACAAUAUGGCGUCCUGGUGCCGUCCGGAUAAAUCCAUUCAACAGUUCUAAUACAAUAUAGAUGACGGUGUCCAGGUGCUCGCAUAAUACAAUUCUCAUUAUGUUCUGUUAUAACGAAGAAUAUCAGAAGUUUUAUGCUUUGGUACUGACAUUCCUGUAUUAGCCAACUAAUGUAGACCGUUGUGUUUAUUCUCUUUAUAU